AUGGCGUCUUUCCACAUUCGAUCGAAUAGUUUCCCAUCUCAGUCACACCCGACUGCAAAAGACGUUGAAGGUCACUUGGAGAGGCUAAAGGCCUCACAAGACGCCUCAACAUCUACCAUUUGCAAAAACUUAGCUAGCCUUAGAGAUUUACACGAGGGAAUCAAUGAUAUGGUCCAGAGGUCUUCAAUCCAACAAGAGCUUGCCCUUCUACAAAACGAAAAUUGGACAAAUGAGUUGCUCGAGGGAUCUCUAAGGCUAGUCGAUCUCUGUGGGUUUUCAAGAGAUGUUUUGUGUUUGACCAAGGAAUCCAUUCAAGAGCUUCAAUCCUCCAUUAGAAGACAAGCAGACGAUGCCGAUGCUUACGCGGUAUCGAGAAAGAAAGUCAACAAGAUGGUCAACAAAUGCAUCAAGAACAUGAAGACCUCCAACCAAAAUUCCUCACCAAUUUCCCCCACUGGGAAAAUCCUUAAAGAGGCCGAGUCACUUGACCUGUCAAUUCUCAAGUCUUUACUGGUAGUCUUAUCCGGGCAAAAGGAUUCACCAACCAACAAAAGUUGGUCGACAUUGCUUUCAAAGUUCACACAAAGUACAAACCGUGUACAUUCUGAGGCCGACCGAGAAAGUGGUGACAUGGAUCUUUGUUCUUUGAGCAUUCACAAAUCAACGAAGAACAUUGACAGAAGAACCAUGUUGAUGCAGUUAAGAGCAUCCGAAAUGAUCGUUCAAGAAAUCGAAGAGUGUGUAGAAGCCUUAUUUAGAAGCUUGGUCAGAACUAGAGUUUCCCUUCUUAAUGCUAUUAGCCAAUAG
Messenger RNA from Striga hermonthica, 807 nucleotides. The record is from the annotation of a GenBank genome assembly. NCBI's taxonomy places the organism in Eukaryota, Viridiplantae, Streptophyta, Magnoliopsida, Lamiales, Orobanchaceae.